AUCAGCCGGCAAUUUUGACAGUUUGAAAAGCCUCUUCAGUCUGUUUCCGCUUUUGACGAUUCUUUUUCAAGUCCUCCGUGGCAUGGCGGACGUGCUUUAACAAGUACAAGUCGAUUAAUUUUUUGAAUUUUCCUAGCGACAACUUGAGCGAAAAUGAGUUUGACGGCUUCCCGUCCGCUGGUCAGUAUCUACUCUGACAAAAAUGAAGCUCUGAAGGACAAGAGCCUAUCGCUGCCGUUCCUCUUCAAGGCCCCGAUCCGUCCGGAUGUGGUCAGCGAAGUUUCGCAGCUAAUGCGCCGUAACCGUCGGCAGCCGUACGCCGUGAGCGAAUACGCCGGACACCAAACGUCUGCUGAAUCAUGGGGUACUGGUCGCGCUGUGGCUCGUAUUCCCCGUGUUCGGGGUGGUGGUACCCAUCGUUCCGGCCAGGGUGCCUUCGGUAACAUGUGCCGUGGUGGACGAAUGUUUGCCCCGACCAAGACCUGGCGUCGUUGGCACCGUCGCAUCAACGUGAACCUCAAGCGGUACGCGUUGGUGUCCGCAAUUGCCGCAUCCGGUGUACCAGCUCUGGUUCAAUCUCGCGGACAUGUCAUCGAUGGUAUCUCUGAGUUGCCACUGGUUGUUUCGGAUGAAAUCCAAAAGAUCCAGAAGACCAAGCAAGCCGUCGCUUUCCUGCGCCGUUCCAAGGUUUGGGCCGAUGUCCAGAAGGUGUACAAAUCGCAGCGUCUGCGUGCUGGCCGUGGUAAGAUGCGCAACCGUCGUCGUGUUCAACGCCGGGGACCCUUGAUCAUCUACUCCCAGGAUGAAGGUAUGCGCAAGGCCUUCCGUAACAUUCCCGGAGUUGAUACGAUGAAGGUUUCUCGUCUGAAUCUGCUGAAGUUGGCUCCAGGUGGUCAUGUAGGCCGUCUAUGUGUUUGGACCGAGUCGGCCUUCGCCCAGUUGAAUGACAUCUACGGCACCUGGAAGACCAAGUCCACGGUCAAGAAGGACUACAAUCUGCCGAACCCGAUCAUGUCCAACACCGACUUGUCUCGUCUGCUGAAGAGCGAAGAAAUUCGCAAGGUUCUGAAACCAGCCAAGAAGACUGUCCAUCGUCAUGUACGUCGUCUGAACCCGUUGACCAACACUCGUCAACUGGUCAAAUUGAACCCGUACGCCGAGGUUACCAAGCGACGUGCAUUGCUGGCCGCCAAGAAGCGCAAGUACGAGCGUAUUGUUGCUGCCUGCAAGGCCCGAAACAUCGAGCUGCGCAAGAACAACACCGCGUUCAAAUUCCUGGCCCAGGAGAAGAAUCGCGAGAAGCAGCUCGCCAAGAACAAGGAAGUGCGCGACAAGAAGGACGCCGCUAAGAAGGCUGAAGGCCAGAAGAAGCGAGUGGCGAAACACAAGGCGCUGGAAAACGCCCGACGAGCCCGCAAGGGUUUGGCUCCGCUGAAGGGCAAGAAGUAGGAGACAUAAUUCCAACAGAAGGCUCCUUAUAUUGGUAAGAGGGAAAGGGCUCUAGGCUGACAUCAAGGUCUACUGCUUCUGAUGUUUACAACUUUCCUGUUUAUUAUUAAUAUGUAAAAGAAUAAAAGCUGAGCAUUGCGCUUACCUGUGGUACACACUUGAAAUAAUAAGUCUUAUUUUUAGAUUUGUAUAAAUUAA
This is a messenger RNA of Uranotaenia lowii, 1647 nucleotides long. Its product is annotated as 60S ribosomal protein L4-like. The transcript is spliced from 3 exons. Gene Ontology annotation, molecular function: structural constituent of ribosome; RNA binding. Bases 154 to 1449 code for a protein of 431 amino acids. Gene Ontology annotation, biological process: translation. The record is from RefSeq and is a predicted model, not a curated record. Lineage: Eukaryota; Metazoa; Arthropoda; Insecta; Diptera; Culicidae. Gene Ontology annotation, cellular component: cytosolic large ribosomal subunit; ribosome.